CCUCCGGCGAAAUCAGUCUGACAAGCAAAAUCACGCUACAGUUCUGCGCGGAGGAAGACAAGAAUGGUGAGGCAAAACGACGACGAAUUGAGCUGCCAGAAAUACGGCGUCCCCUUCUAUGGCGCGGCGUGGGUUCCGCCCUCCGCCGCCGUGAAAGAAGACAAAUCGGAAUCUCCCGCGGCUAUUCGCCAUGUUGUCCUCGCCGGCGGCGGUGGCGAGGGUUCCAGUGGAAUACCGAAUGCUUUCCUUGUCACGGCCUUCGAUUUGGAAUCCAAUUCCCUCUCUAAUCCGCCGGUAGCAAAACUUGGAACUGCCAGUGAUCUGCCAUACAGAAUUGCCGUACAUCCUGGAUCAGAAGGCAUUGUUUGUUCAUUUCCCAAGAGUUGCAGGUUGUUUCAGUGGGAUUCUGGCACAAACACGGAUGAACCUGCUUUGAGUUUGAUACCAUCGGAAAGAGUCCUUGUGCAAUUGGAAGAUGUUGGGCAGCAAUUGUCUUCGACUUUUAAUGAUGAGGGGAACUUAUUUGCUGUUGGUGGUGAGGAUGGCAAGCUUAGGGUUUUUAAGUGGCCGAUCAUGGAAUGUAUUCUCAACGAGGACAAUGCUCAUACUUCUGUGAAGGAUUUAGAUUUCAGCUCGGACGGGAAGUUUCUUGUUUCUGUGGGAAGUGGCCCUGGAAGGAUUUGGGAUAUUACGACUUCAGCAUCUUUGGCAACUCUACCUAAGGAAAAUGAUGAGAUUUUUGGCUUCUGUCGAUUCUCACGAGCUGCUGAUACAGAUCAGAUUCUGUACACGACAGCGAUGAGAGAUAAAGGUGGCAGUAUUGUGAAGUGGAACACUAAUACCUGGAGAAGGAUAAGUUCAAGUCACAUUGUCAGAGAUCCCAUUUCUGCUUUUAAUGUGUCCCCUGACGGAAAGCUCCUUGCGAUCGGGACAAUUCAAGGGGAUGUCUUUAUUAUACGCUCUGCUGGCAUGCGGGUGCACACUGUUGUCAAGAAAGCGCAUCUGGGCCUCGUAACAGCGUUAGCAUUUUCACCAGAUUCAAGGGCCUUGCUGUCGGCUUCCUUGGAUUCCAGUGCUAGGGUGACGUUGAUCAAGGAUAAGAAGCAAGGAGGAACAAACCUGUGGGUUAUUCUCCUCAUCAUUCUACUUGCCAUAGCUUCUUAUUACGCUAAAACCAAAGAACUCUUGCCCCUGAAGCUUUGAUCUUCACAAAUGCUAUUGUGUUGCCAUAUCUGCAGGUUACAACACAUCUCUUGCUCUAGAAAUACUUUUUUGAUUAAGGUUGAUACAUGCUCAUUAAAGAAUGUAUAAAUACGAUUUACGACAUACGCUUUUAAUUCUCUUGUAUACUGUGAUUUUUUCUUUAAGUAUAAAAUGAUCAAAAUGUGACAAUUAGCUUCAA
Andrographis paniculata is the source of this 1402-nucleotide messenger RNA. Its product is annotated as SEC12-like protein 2. Gene Ontology annotation, molecular function: GTPase activator activity; guanyl-nucleotide exchange factor activity; protein binding. The record is from RefSeq and is a predicted model, not a curated record. The transcript is spliced from 10 exons. The coding region runs from base 64 to 1203 and encodes 379 amino acids. Gene Ontology annotation, biological process: protein secretion. Lineage: Eukaryota; Viridiplantae; Streptophyta; Magnoliopsida; Lamiales; Acanthaceae. Gene Ontology annotation, cellular component: endoplasmic reticulum membrane.